Messenger RNA from Linum trigynum, 5474 nucleotides. NCBI's taxonomy places the organism in Eukaryota, Viridiplantae, Streptophyta, Magnoliopsida, Malpighiales, Linaceae. The record is from the annotation of a GenBank genome assembly.
AUUGUGAUUUCUUAUUGUUAACCAUGGCUCGAUUUAGAUUCUGAAUUGGUUACUCUAACUUAUUCAGACGAUAUCUUUUUCCUAUUUGCUCAAUCAAACUGUAUAUUGUUACUGAGCAGAGGCCAGAGAGUGAAUCUUUCACAGUUUUACCGGCGAGGAAAAGGGAACCGAACCAGGCCGGCUCCCGUCGUCAUUUUCCAACCGAGUUAUUGCACUGCACUGUGUUUUCUUUUUCCCCGCAGUGCUCACAAUCAGCCAAAAUCUAUUCAAUUAAAAUUUGUACAACCCCACCACCAUUCCACCCACUUUACUCUCUCCCUCUCUCUGAUUUGUACUCGGCUGCUUCCCCUUCCGUUCACUCCCGUCUUCCUCCAGACUUUCCUCUCGCCCCAAAAUUUCUCUUCAAUUCACUUGCUAUCUGCUUCACCUUUUUACCGCCCCUUCCCACUGCCACUUCCUUUCUUCCAGUUACAAACCCACCAUCUCCAUUUGCCAUUUUGGUCCACCAGCUUCGCUCAGGUUCUUCAAUUUUCUACGGGGCAUUGCUGGAAGAUAGAGGAAGAUUUGGGUUUGACCUGCUUUUUGGUCUUCUCGCCACUGGUUUGUACUUGGGUUCGAUUCAUUUUUUGUGCUGUUUCAGAUGCUGAAAGAUACUCUGUUCUGUGAGGUCUUGUGAAGAAGUCGUGUGUGUAUAUGCCUCUUGCCCUUUCUCUGCAUUGGUUUAUUUGAGGUUGGUUUAGGAUUGAUUUCACUGUGCUUACCAGCAGGAGAAAAAAAGGCCUGGUUUUGGAAAGUCUUUUGAGCUGUAGCAUCUAGACAUUAACCAAGUUUGCUGCGUUUGCCAUCUUUUAGCUCCCCAAAUGUACACCUUGAAUCUUGCUAUUUCUUCCCUAAACGAUUUAGGCGACUGCUGGCGGUGUCUGAUUUCCUUUACGUGGUAGUCCCUCCAGAUGCUGUGUUGGUUAUUUAAGGUUUCCUCUCAAGUAGCAGUUCUGCUACAACAAUAGGGGAACUGGUGGAAGACUGGGUGAGGGUUUGUACUUUAUAGUGGUGCUGAAGGCAAAAUGCAGGUGGUCUGUUUGGUGGUACUGUUCUCACUGGUGGUGACUGCAUUUAGCCAAUCGGAUUUCGAUGCACUCCUGGAGCUUCGGAAGGGUAUUGUGGAUGAUUCAUCGGGAAGAGUGCUCGAGUCCUGGGAUUCUACAUCUGUGGCUUCCAAUGGUUGUCCCAAGGAUUGGUAUGGAAUUGUGUGCAAUGAUGGUAGUGUGGCUUCCAUCAAUCUGAAUGGAAUGGGCUUAGGUGGGAAUUUCAGUUUCCCGGUGAUCUCCGGUCUUAAAAUGCUGAGCAACUUGUCCAUUUCUAGCAAUCAUUUCAGCGGUACUAUCUCGGAUGUUGGCUCAUUCCAGUCCCUUCAGUUCUUGGAUCUCUCCAACAAUUUGUUUGAAGGUGUUGUUCCUUUUAACAUCGUGAAUUUGAAGAAUCUGGUAAUGCUUAAUCUUUCUGCCAACAACUUUGAAGGAAUGGUUCCUUCUGGUUUCCGCAAUCUUGAGGCUUUGAAGUACUUGGAUCUGCAUGGUAAUAGCCUCUCUGGGGACAUCAUGAAUCUGUUCUAUGAAUUGGGUAACUUAGUUCAUGUUGAUUUGAGCAGCAAUCAAUUUUUGGGUUCAUUGGAUUUGGAACUCGGGAGUCCUAGUUUUGUGUCGUCCAUCCAACAUCUAAAUAUAAGCUAUAAUGCUUUAAAUGGUGAGUUGUUUGCUCAUGGAAUACCAUCUUUUGGUAGUCUGGAGGUUUUUGAUGCCACCAACAAUGGGUUGGUUGGUACAAUACCUCCAUUCAAACUCAUUAUCUCUCUUCAAAGGCUUAGGCUUGGAGGAAAUAAGUUCUCAGGAACUGUACCAGGAGGUCUUUUGCAACAAAGUUCGAUGUUACUGUCUGAACUGGAUCUCAGCAAUAAUAAGCUAGAAGGUACAAUAGGAGGCAUUAGCUCUACAACUCUGAGGAACCUUAACCUGUCUUCAAAUUCCCUCUCAGGUGUCUUACCUGCAGUUGUUGCACAUUGUUCUAUCAUAGACCUGAGCAACAACAUGUUCUCGGGGAACGUGUCAAGAAUCCAGAAUUGGGGAAACAACGUGGAGAUCAUUCACCUGAGCUCAAACUCACUAACAGGAACUUUGCCGAAUCAAACCUCUCAAUUCUCGAACCUGACUUCACUCAAGAUAUCAAACAACUCAAUACAUGGUGAACUCCCAUCAGUCCUGGGGACAUACCCGGGGCUCAAAGAAAUCGACCUCAGCCUCAAUUCUCUCUCUGGGUCCAUCCUCCCUGAUUUGUUUACUUCAAAUGUGUUAACUGAUCUCAACCUGUCAUCCAACAAUCUGACCGGUCCAAUACUGGUUCAAGGAAGCCGUAAUGUCAGCUUGACUUCUCUUGAUCUGUCUCGUAACUCAUUAGACGGUGGUAUUCCUCCAGAAAUUGGUCAAUUUCAUAAGUUGCUGUAUCUGAACCUUUCUCAUAACGAUCUGAAUGGCGACAUCCCAUCGGAACUUCCAGAUGGAUUAAAAGGGCUUGACAUUUCUUCCAACAACCUGUCUGGUGUUAUUCCUGACAACUUGAAGCGCUUCCCUGAAUCGUCUUUUCUCCCAGGGAACUCCUUGUUGUCAAUUUCCAUCUCUCCAAUGUCACCAAAGGGUGAUUCUCAAGGUGUGACUCUUCCAAGUCACCGAUCACGACUAAAGCCGGGUAUCAAAGCUGCAAUUAUUGCUGGAAUCGUAGGUACAUGUGCAAUUUUAUUCGUCUUGUGCGUAGCUUUCCAUUCCAAGACCCAGUUGCAGAAUCUUAGGAUGGGAACUUCAAAAGGUAUUGUCAGAAAUGAACAUGGUGUACAAAGUCGGUCCUCAUUGCUGCCUACUACAUCCAAGCUGCAAUCCACUGCAUAUGACAAUAGUGACACAUCAUCGACCCUUGAGAAGCCAAGAGAUAGUCCUCAACAUUUCAGAAAAGAGGAAGGAUUAUCUUCUCCAAUUUCUGUUUGUUCUUCUUCUCAUCCGUCCCCUUCUAAAGGCCACCUUUCUCCUGAGAGUCCUGGUAUGCUGAAGGUGUACUCUCCUGAUAAAUUGGCAGGGGAUCUUCACUUAUUCGAUAGCUCAUUAGCAUUCACAGCGGAGGAACUUUCUCGUGCCCCAGCAGAAGUUAUUGGCAGGAGUUGCCACGGAACUCUGUAUAAAGCGACACUUGAUUCUGGUGAUGUGCUGGCUGUGAAGUGGUUAAAGGAAGGGAUAUCCAAAGGAAGGAAGGAAUUUGGGAGGGAAGUUAAGAAACUCGGGAGCAUCAGACACCCGAAUUUUGUCCCUCUAGUCGGUUACUAUUGGGGUCCGAAAGAUCAUGAGAGGAUGAUCAUAUAUAGCUACUUCGAUGCACAAAGUUUAGGUCUUUAUCUUCAGACUUCUGAUGCAGAGCAAAGAAAGCUGCCAUUUUUAUCACUAACCGAAAGGCUGAGGGUGGCGAUUAGUGUCAGUCGAUGCUUGAGCUAUAUCCACAACCAGAAAGCAAUACCUCAUGGCAACCUCAAAUCAACAAACAUUUUAUUACAACCUCCACACUUGGAACCCAUGCUGACCGACUACGGCCUCCACCGGAUAAUGACAUCAGCAGGAACAGCAGAGCAAGUUCUGAACGCCGGUGCUCUCGGAUACAGACCACCCGAGUUUGCUAGUUCGAGCAAACCCUGCCCUUCGCUGAACAGUGAUGUGUAUGCAUUUGGGGUCAUUCUGCUGGAGCUGCUAGCCGGUAAAAGCUCUGCUGAUAUAGUCCCAUGGGAACACGGAGUAGUUGAUUUGACAGAUUGGGUAAGGGUAUUAGCUGAAGAGAGCCGUGGUAACGAGUGCUUUGAUAAGCAGCUAAUCGACACGCCUCAUAGAGAGGAGUCACUCAGAGUCGCCAACCGGAUGUUAAGCAUCGGACUGAGAUGUGUCGCAUCUGCAGCAGAAAGGCCUGACAUGAAAACAGUUUUUGAAGAUCUGUCAGCCAUAGCUUCGUGAAACCGCCGCCCCCCAUCCUUCGGAAGUAAGCAUGAUCACUCUGACCCCAUUUUCGCCCCUCCAUUGUUGCUAACCUCACCAAACUUAUUGGUUUUGCACCACCAUGUUCUUUCUUCCUUAGCUUCAUUUGAUUUGCUUUAAGAGGCAGGCAUAUGAUUGUUUGUGAACUAGCAGUACAGCUGCUUGUUUGUUUGUUGGCUGUGAAUAGUUUGGUUUUGAUUAUUUCUUCCUUUCUGGGUUCUGGUUUUGUGUGGUAGAGAAAUUAAGAAGUUUUUCUCUUGGGAUUUGCUGGUUGAGUAGAUAUCAUUAUUCCUUGUUCUACUGCUACUAGCCCUUUGUUUAUUACUACCUCUCAUUGCAGGAUACUUUGUUCAUACAAUCCAAGUUUAGCUCCUUUUAGUUUCUGUCAAAACUUUUGUUUCUUCUUUAAGCAUGCCAUUUUGAUUCCCUUCUGAGGAACGAUUCUGCUAGAGUUACAGUUGAAGUUGAUUGAUGCGGAUUUCAUACACGAAAAAACGGGGGAAAAUGAGAUUUCGUUUUCCAUGCUGUGAUCAAAUGACAACUGCCAAACAAUGCUUUAUAUGGAAACGUUGUUUCCCCCGUAACGUGGCGGGAAUGAAUGAACUUCUAAGCUGUUAGUUAGCUGUAAGCCUGUAACGGCUUUACCAAGCAGCCUUCAGCUCGCUUGGGACGCGUUUGGCAGAUCAGACCGUUUCUUCUUCUCUGCCAACAACUUCUGAGAAUCGAAAGGCCACGUAAUCACAAAUUUUAGGCGGUUUCAUCUCCUCAACAUGUGAAUAGUAAGUAAAAUUGACUACUACGUUGGACUUGGCAUUGCUAUGAGACUUGUGAAAUAGAAUGGUCAAAAUCUAACAUAAUUCAUGCAUGUCAAUUUUUACUGAGAGAGAUAUGCUCUUUGUAGUUAAAUUUCCAUAUGCGAUGAAGAUGAUUUGUUGGUCGUUUUUACUUUUACCAUUCAAUCUAAUUUUUCAUCAUAGGUACGUGUACGACGCUAUUAUAGAGGCUGAUUCAUUGAUUCAACUUACCUAAACUUUCGAGCAAAUUAAUACUAAUAAAUUUGUCGAAACCCAAUUACAAUAAUCGAUUCGAUCACAUGUGCAACUGCAACGAUAACGUGCUCGAGGACUUCCCUACAUAAUUUCUACAUUUUUCACUAUACUACUAACUCCAUCAUUUAUGAAACUUCGUCCUCGGUGUUAAGAGAAGUGGUCAAGUUUGCUUGUAGUGAUGUAAAAGGGAAAAGAUUAAAGUGGGCUAAUAAAUAAGUACACAUCCAAGAAACACCCAUUCUGUCCCCUGUUUUCUCUGUUUUCUACAAUAUACUCGUUUGGUUUCUCCUCCGGCACUCCAUUUCACAAUCCACAGUUGUAAAUGGUCUGGAUCAAGUGUUUUUGACAUUAAAAUAAUGAACUGGGC